GGUGAAUUAGAGAAGAGCUGUAAACGAUGGCUAUGGCGCUGAGGUGCUUCCGCCACCUGCCUUCCCUGCUUUAUCGCCCUUCGUUCGCAGUGGUGCGGGGGCUGCCGCAGGCUCCUGCAGGCUGCCUGGCCCUGCUCCUGGAUGGCUGCAGGCAGCGUGUCCAUCGGACGCUGCUGAGCAGACAGCUAGCUACCAAAAAAGCUAAAGGUAAAGGGCAGAGUCAAGCCAGAGUGAAUAUCAGUGCCGCCCUAGUUGAGGAUAUUAUCAAUUUGGAGGAAACCAAUGAAGACAUGCAGGCAGUGGUGGAAGCUCUGAAAGAAGAUUUCAGCAGAAAUCUCAGUGUUAGAACCUCACCAGGGGCCCUUGAUCACAUAAUCGUGAUGACAAAAGAUGGGAAGUUUCCGCUGAACCAGCUGGCGCAGAUCUCGCAGAAGUCACCGCAGCUUAUUAUAGUCAACAUGACCAGUUUUCCAGAGAGCACAGCUGCAGCUACGAAGGCUAUAAGGGAGAGUGGCAUGAACCUGAACCCAGAAGUGGAUGGGACAAUAAUCCGGGUGCCAAUUCCUAAGGUAACGAGGGAGCACAGGGAGAGCCUGGCCAAGCUUGCCAAGCAGUCCACCAACAAGUCCAAAGAGGCCCUGAGAAAGGUGCGAAGCAAAAGCGUCAACCAGGUGAAGAAGUUCAAGAACAAAGUGUCUGAAGAUACCCUCUGGUUGCUAGAAAAGCAGAUCCAGCAAAUGGCGGACAGCGCUGCAGCAGAUAUGGACAAGCUGCUGGCAGCGAAGACCAAGGAGCUGCUUGGAUAAGCGCCGUCCCUACGGACACACUCCCCCCUCGAGCAGGAGCGGACUGCCGUGCACCCCAGUGGCCAUCCUGCCCGGAGUCAGCGGCCUCAGGCGAUGAGCAGGGGCAGCUCUGCCAG
Messenger RNA from Nipponia nippon (crested ibis), 922 nucleotides. NCBI's taxonomy places the organism in Eukaryota, Metazoa, Chordata, Aves, Pelecaniformes, Threskiornithidae. The record is from RefSeq and is a predicted model, not a curated record.